Metarhizium album ARSEF 1941 is the source of this 1611-nucleotide messenger RNA. Its product is annotated as Dimeric alpha-beta barrel. The record is from RefSeq and is a predicted model, not a curated record. Lineage: Eukaryota; Fungi; Ascomycota; Sordariomycetes; Hypocreales; Clavicipitaceae. Bases 1 to 1611 code for a protein of 536 amino acids. The transcript has a single exon.
AUGUCUUCCCCUGGUAUCUUGCUCGUGACCAUGACUCCCAAGCCGGGUCUCUCACUGAGCCAAUUUCACGAAUGGUACAAUAAUGAACACGGACCAACUCGUCUGAGGCUUCCCCAAAUAUUCUCGAAUGGCUUCCGCUACAAAGCCACUUCCCAUGAGCAGCCCGCUUUCAUGGCAGUCUACCAUGUCACGGCGAUGAAGCACCUCGAAACGGAAACUUACACCGCCCUGAGAGCGAACCGCUCCAACCGCGAAGCCAACAUUAUUGGCCAGGUUGAUGUCAACCGCUACUUUUUUGAUCUGCUCUACACCAAGCAGUCGUCUCACUUCACACCCAUUGAGCAUUUGACAGACGAGGAGGCAGAGGGUCUAGUUGCUGUGGCGGUGGAAAUAAACGUGUCCGAGGCCGAUGGAGCAGGAGACCAGUACCAGCAGUGGUUUGUCCAAGAGCACGCCGAGUUGAUUGCAAAAGUACCUGGCUGGCUGCGAUCGCGUUUGUUCAGGACAUCGAGUCUGGGAGAUGCCGGAAAGGCGGUAUAUCUCUGUUUAUUCGACUACGAAAAGCAGAAUGGCUUGGGAGGUGCGGCACACGCAGCCUCCAUGGACACGCCAUGGCGCACAGAAGUGUUUGGCAAAUACGUUGCAUCAAAGAAACGGCAAACUUGGUCUCUGUUCCGUGUGUUUGGGCCGGCCGCCACAGAUCUUGCCUCACUAUCAGAGCUGUCUGCAUCCGCAGCGUUUACGUCGACUGGCGGGGACACCACCACGCGACCUGGUUCCAGUGCCGUCAUAUCGUCAUACGUCACCACCAAGGACUCUCUGAACAUUCGGUACCGUCUCGAGGGCAACCCCUCGCCCACCGCCCCGACCGUCGCCUUCUCCAACUCCCUUCUCACGUCACUCCACAUGUGGGAUUCUUUUGUCGCUGUUCUCAAGAAGAAUCGGCCGGGUCUUCGUAUCCUCCGCUACGACACCCGCGGAAGAUGCGCCAUCCCACAACCACCCGUUGCCGCAACACUCGACACCCUCACGGAUGACCUCAACUCCAUUCUGGAUUCCCUACGAAUUGCAAGACUAGACACCCUCGUCGGCGUGUCGCUGGGCGGCGCAACCACUCUUAAUUUUGCAAUCAAGUCCCCCGCUCGCCUUGGCAAGUUCAUCGCCUGCGACUUCAACGCCACGUCCAGCCCAGCCAACACGCAAGCAUGGAAGGAUCGCGUCGCCAUAGCAAGAGCAGACUCCGGACAGGGCAUCAAGAAACUUGCGGUUCAAACCGUGGAGCGAUGGUUUCACCCCAUGACCAUGGAGAAGGGGCAUCUCGCGCAGCAAAUGACCGACAUGGUGGCAGAGAAUGACGUUGAAGGGUUUGCAAACAGCUGCACGGCACUGUGGGACUACGAUAUCAAACCAGACAUGAAGGGCUGCCGUGUUCCCGGACUGUUUCUGGCAGGGGAGGCUGACGCAAAAGGUGCGGUUGUCAAGGCCAUGGACGGAUUCAAGGGGCUGUUGGGCGACGGCGGCGCAGAAUUGAGGAUUGUGCCACUGACAGGGCAUCUCCCCAUGUUUGAGGACGCAGAUGCAUUCUACAAUGCGGUAAAGGACUACUUGUGA